CUUACUCUAUGCAAAUGAAGAGCUUCAUCUCUUCCGAUUUCGUCUCAAGAUGAGCUUUGGCUACAGUGUGGGCGACUUCUUCAAAGUCGUCGAGCUUGCGUACAAGAUCUAUGAGAAAUGCCAGAACGCUACAUCCGAAUUUCGAGACCUCGGCCGCGAUGUCGGCAACGCCCACAUAGUCCUCCGAACGGUUCACGUCUUCUGGAAAUCGGAAGAGAGUAGAGAUCGCCCAUUACUCCGGCCACAAGUGGAAGAGCUGCGUCAGCUAGCGGAAAAUUGUCAGGAAGUGCUGAAGGAGAUCGAGGAGAUACGAGAGAAACAUAGUGACCUUGGAACAAGCGAAUCUCUCGCGGCUCGCGUCAAAAGUCGCUCGAGAUAUAUGGUCGGCGACCUCAUCCAUAAUUUUGGGUCGGUGAGAGAAAGGCUACAACGCUAUACCUCCAACCUUGCUCUGUUUCACACAAUGUUAACUACAGACGUCUUGCGCGAGGCCACUGAUGAGCACAAAAGCGCACUAGCUUUCCUUACAGAGCAGGCACAUAUCAUGAGUGCUAUUGUAACGACAUAUCAAGAGUUCCAGGAAGGCAAGCGAGCGGAGCCAGCAUAUUCUCAGGUGUCAAGAACUGCAAAUGCGGAAGACCAGACCAUGCAGGCUAUCGCGGCAGCCGAGCAAGAGCUCUGCGAGCAGGGGAUCGACAAGUCCGCCUUCCAGAAUCAUCGUGGCCUCAUUAAGGAAUGGCUCGAGACCGUGAUCUUGUCUGCUGAUGAAGAGGGGGACCAGGACGAUGGAAAAGCAGCCGUGAUGCCCCCUUCGGACCCGGGCGGACCCGAGUCACCCCACACAUCCAAGCAGAUGCCGAUAAGAGAAGAAACCCAGACAAGAUAUCCAGCGAAGACUCUACCAGACCCUGACGUUGCAAACACGGACCCACUCCCUCCACAUCUAGUACCGAAGCCUACCUCGAUGAAGCGGUCUUCGAGCAUGAGCACACAUCGAAGUCAGGAAAGUACCUGGAGGCCUAGGGAAGCAUCGCAGACGGACGACUACCCAAUACUGAUGAUUUCCAAGGUCCUGCGUUCCAAGUACGCGCCUUCUACGGGAGGUGAGCCCUUCACUCUACCGCUGAAACGAGCCUUCAAUGCUCUCGACCCUACCAACCGUGGGUGGCUGGCACGAAAGACUGUGGAGCAAAAUCUCUCGGGCACUGCCAGUAGAUUAGGCGUGCCACUGAAGGACGGAACAUUGGCCGCUAUGAUUAAGUCCGAGGACGAGAAGGAGGGAAAAUCAGAUUAUCGCAUCGACGUGGACGAAUUCAUCAACAUCGCCCUACAGCUUCGCCAGUAUGUCUGUUCAACAAACGAGAGACUGUCACGUGCGCGAGGAUUACAGUUGGCCGUGGCGCACGUGCUCAGUUGGCAGAAUGGCCUGGAGGUCAAAGCCAUUUCGGGACUCUGGGAACUUCGCCCCGGCAAUUACUAUCAGCGCUCUGGCAUCCCUUAUCCAUACAAGCUUCAGGGCUAUGGCUGGGGCUUUUCGCGAGCCUAUCCUCCAGUGUACGAACAUCGGUUUGGAGGCCCACUCAAGAAUGGAGGCUUUCCACUAUCACAAAACAUCACGAACGCUCUCUACCUCGCAACAAACUUUUGCGUGGACGGGAUAAAUUUCACAUUGAGUGAAUGGCAGAAGAAACUUGAGGAUUCGCCCUCAGAGAUCAAAAGCGAGAUUUUCGCACCCCUCGACAUGUCUCUUGAGGUUGCUACUCUAUUCCACCGGUAUGUUGCCGAUAAUGAGACUCGCGGGCUCCACUGGUUGGACGAAUUCACUGAAAUGGCAUCACUGGUACCGCUUUCCAUUUACGAAGACCUGCGAGAAUGUCCACUUCGCCUCGCCGUAGACCUACGUAAGCGGCUGUGGAACGUUCUUGCCUCGCUCCUCGGUAUUAUGAGCGAACUUAGCGAUUGCAGACAGCUCCUCCCCGACAAUACCCCCGAGAAUCCUGCAGCGAUCUUCAAAUGGAGAGAGAAGCGCAUUUUUGAGCGAGCAGGGAUCCUUCAUGACUCCGCGCUGGAAGAUUUGAACAAUAAGGCCGCCUCGGAGUUCGAGGCCAUCCAAAGCUGGGUACGACAGAGCAAUUCAUUGCGCGAUCGCUGGGCAGCAUGUACACACGGAACGGCCACGUUGAGGCGGGCUCAAGAACUCAAACUUGAGUCGUUGAGACCUUGGCUCUUAACUAUUAGUUUCAGUCUGGGUCCGGUCCCGAGAACUUCCUUCCACCGACCAAAAAUCGGAUGCGAAUUGUAUAUUGAUGGGCAGGAAGACAGCGGCAUGAAGGUCGAGAAGGGCACCACACCCACAUUCGAGUUUACGGUGAGCGUGAGUCGCAAUAGCAUUAUCGACGGUAGAUUCUAUAUCCGAGAUAAGAAGUCCUUUUCCUUCAUCGGAUCGGUUGAAUUCAAAGUGGAAGAACAGGCGGAUUUCGCUCGCAGAGUAAAAGUUUCAUAUUCGGCAAAGAUGAAGGAUGCAAAGGAUGGUUUCACCUCGGUGCCAGUUCUUGUGGAACUCUCUGCCCCCGAGGGGACCGGUGAACAAAACGUAACAGGGCUUUCAACGCCUCUUGGCGAGUACAUAUUAUCGCGGCCACUUGCGGAUGGCUGGGAGGUGCGACGUCACUCGAUACACGGAGGAAGAGAAGACGGCGUAUACUUCCAUCACCCAGGCACGUCGGAGAGUACUGCCAUUCUUUGGUUCGAUCCGUUCUACACGCAAGCUCCAAUCGCUGACCUUGCUCCCCUGCCCUGGGGCUGGACCAGGCUCUUCAAAAAUGGCAAAGUCUGCUUCUCCAGCGAUAAGGGGGAGGAGUCUGAUAUACCUCCGACAGCGGACAGCACUGCGACCUUUAAGAACGUCAUUCAGCUGCUCCCCUUCAAUGAGGCUGAAGACUUCACCGCCUGACACCUCUCCAGGGAAGCACUCCAAGGCAAUGAAGAAGGAUACGAGUCACGAGAAUCUCCCGAUUAACUUGCGAGGGAGUGAAAUUCUCUGUUAUCACCCCGCGAGGGCUUAAUAUAGUCUAAUAAAAUUUCCG
This is a messenger RNA of Trematosphaeria pertusa, 3086 nucleotides long. RefSeq lists its product as uncharacterized. The record is from RefSeq and is a predicted model, not a curated record. The transcript has 6 exons. NCBI's taxonomy places the organism in Eukaryota, Fungi, Ascomycota, Dothideomycetes, Pleosporales, Trematosphaeriaceae. The coding region runs from base 50 to 2953 and encodes 967 amino acids.